AUGGAGCAAGUGCAUCUCUUCACGAAGAAACUAAAACCAACCCAUAUAAGCCAUACUCUUUCAGUUCCGACCCAUGUCCUCGAGGCUUUUCCGAUUCCUGAAGGAGCCCAUAUUUUGAAUUUCGAAGCAGUCGAUGCUACUGAUAAUACAUGGAGGUUCUGCUUGUCAACCCGUCUGACUGGGGCAUACGCAAAACCCGUUCUUCUACGCUCUUCUUGGGGUCGUUUUGUAGAGCAGAAAGGCCUUGCUCCCGGAGACAGGGUUGUCUUCUUCAUGCAGAGAGACGACGAAGCUAAUGACAAUAUGAUCAGGAGGUACACGGUUAGAGCUCAACGAAAGGUGAUGAUCUUGAUGGGGCAAGAUGUUUGGGUUGACGUCGAGGAUCUUCCCCUACAUGGUCUUUGA
Molecule: messenger RNA, 405 nt
Organism: Populus euphratica (Euphrates poplar)
Lineage: Eukaryota; Viridiplantae; Streptophyta; Magnoliopsida; Malpighiales; Salicaceae
Product: putative AP2/ERF and B3 domain-containing protein Os01g0140700
Exons: 1
Coding region: 1-405 (134 amino acids)
Molecular function (GO): DNA binding
Source: RefSeq, a predicted model, not a curated record